UGGACUGUCUUGAAAAGAACCCGAAUUCCCCCGUUGCGUCAAGAGGAAGCAGCGGAGGAAACAAAUAGGAAAUGAAUCUGACCAAGUUGUCUUCUUCUCCUUCUUCUUCCUCGCUCGUUCUCUCUUCAGGUAUUUGGCGGAUUUGAUUUCAACCUGCGAUGGCUUCCAAGCGGAUCUUGAAGGAGCUGAAGGAUUUGCAGAAGGAUCCUCCCACUUCCUGCAGCGCAGGACCUGUUGGGGAGGACAUGUUUCACUGGCAAGCGACGAUCAUGGGUCCGCAAGACAGCCCUUAUGCGGGAGGAGUGUUUUUGGUCACAAUUCAUUUUCCUCCUGAUUAUCCUUUCAAACCCCCGAAGGUUGCAUUCAGGACAAAAGUUUUUCACCCGAACAUUAACAGCAAUGGUAGCAUCUGUCUCGACAUCUUGAAGGAGCAGUGGAGCCCUGCCUUGACAAUUUCCAAGGUGUUGCUCUCAAUCUGUUCCCUUCUGACGGACCCGAACCCUGAUGAUCCAUUGGUGCCGGAGAUUGCGCACAUGUACAAGACGGACAAGGGAAAGUACGAGCAGACUGCGAGGAGCUGGACUCAAAAGUACGCUAUGGGUUAGCCUAGCCUGAUGGGGUAUGUCUAUCUGUCGUCGUGAUUCAUGAAGUAUUGCUUUAUGUGAAAAAAACAUGCCAUGCCUAUCUUAAUUAUUAUUAUUAUUAUGCUAUAUGAUAUGUCGGUUUUAUGUAAUGGGACCGGUUGGACCGUGCAAGAAAAAGCUUGAAAGCCAAUGCGCUCAUGGGUUUGAUGAAACGUCGCAUAUGAAAUAACCAGAGAGAGACUGUAUGCGACGUACAACUGUGAAAUAUAACUAAAUUAAUCUGUUUUUGUUGUGUU
Andrographis paniculata is the source of this 880-nucleotide messenger RNA. RefSeq names its product ubiquitin-conjugating enzyme E2 10-like. Lineage: Eukaryota; Viridiplantae; Streptophyta; Magnoliopsida; Lamiales; Acanthaceae. Bases 159 to 605 code for a protein of 148 amino acids. Gene Ontology annotation, cellular component: nucleus. The record is from RefSeq and is a predicted model, not a curated record. Gene Ontology annotation, biological process: protein polyubiquitination. The transcript has 5 exons. Gene Ontology annotation, molecular function: ubiquitin conjugating enzyme activity.